This is a messenger RNA of Capronia epimyces CBS 606.96, 1242 nucleotides long. Its product is annotated as formamidase. The transcript is spliced from 6 exons. The record is from RefSeq and is a predicted model, not a curated record. Lineage: Eukaryota; Fungi; Ascomycota; Eurotiomycetes; Chaetothyriales; Herpotrichiellaceae. The coding region runs from base 1 to 1242 and encodes 413 amino acids. Gene Ontology annotation, molecular function: hydrolase activity, acting on carbon-nitrogen (but not peptide) bonds, in linear amides.
AUGCCUGGAGCCAUCAGGACCGCCUUGAAAGUCGAUCUCGACAAGCUGGCCAAGGACCAGCCAUAUCUACACAACAGAUGGCAUCCUGACGUACCCUUCUCUGGAACCAUUAAGAAUGGAGAGACGGUCAAGAUCGAGUGCCUGGACUGGACCGGUGGACAGAUCAAGAACAAUGACAGCGCCGACGACGUGAAAAACGUCGACCUGACCCAGAUCCACUACUUGUCUGGUCCCUUCGAGAUUGAGACAGCGGAGCCAGGCGACGUCCUUCUGGUCGAGAUCCAAGAUGUCCAGCCUUUCGAGGAUCACCCGUGGGGUUUCACCGGCGUCUUCCACAAAGACAACGGUGGCGGGUUCUUGGACGAAAUCUACCCUGAAGCUGCCAAAGCAAUCUGGGACUUCGAAGGCAUCUUCUGCUCGUCCCGUCACAUCCCCGGCGUGCGUUUUGCCGGCUUGAUCCACCCAGGAAUUCUGGGCUGCGCACCGUCACCCGAGAUCCUAGCUGAAUGGAACAAACGAGAGGCGGAGCUGAUUUCCACGACGUCGCUAGACCGUAUUGUCGCGCAGCCUCCUAACUCGACAAACGUCCAUGCAGGGUCGGCUGACGAAGAGACCAAAAACAAGAUCGGGAAAGAAGGUGCACGCACGAUCCCGGGCCGCCCUGAACACGGUGGGAAUUGCGACAUCAAGAACCUGUCUCGUGGGAGCAAGGUCUAUCUGCCCGUGCAUGUCAAGGGCGCCAAGUUCUCCGUCGGGGACUUGCACUUUUCUCAGGGCGACGGUGAAAUCUCCUUCUGUGGCGCCAUCGAGAUUGCCGGCGUCAUCACCAUCAAGUUCGAGGUGAUCAAGGAUGGCCAGGCCAAGCUCGGCAUGGUCGGCGGCAAGUCGCCCAUCUACAUCCCCGGCCCAGUCCAGCCGCAAUUCGGCCCGGGGCGUAUGAUCUACUUUGAGGGAUUCAGCGUCGAUGAGCAGGGCAAGCAGCACUACAUGGACGCCACUGUCGCCUACCGCCAGUCCUGCCUCCGGGUCAUCGAAUAUCUCCGGCGCUUCGGCUACAGCGACUACCAGAUCUACUUGAUGCUGAGCUGUAUCCCGAUCGAGGGACAUAUCGCCGGCAUUGUCGAUAUCCCCAAUGCAUGUACCACUAUUGGUCUGCCAAUGGAUAUUUUCUCGUUCGAUAUCUCGCCCUCGGCCGAGCCCAAGAAAUUGGACUUGGGUGCUUGUGCUAUGGCCAGCAAGUAG